GCCUCAAAAUCAAAAGGUUGCCAGAAGAGCCGCUCGGUAGAACUGGAUCGCAUUUGGAUUUCAGGAGCCAACGUUUCCGCAUAGCUUGGACGAAGAUGCUCCGCCAGAACACCAGCACCAGUCUGCUCAAUCUCAGCAUCGGCGAUGGAGGAGGCAGCCACGGACAGACGCAGUCCCAGUUCCAAUCCCUGGAUAUGGAUGCACUGCCCAAGCAGUUUGUGCUGUCCAUGAAGAAGCUCUUCGACAUCCUGGACGACAAGCAGAGCGGCUACGUGCGCUUCACGGACAUCCAAAAGGGCUGGCAGGACGACGGCUCCAAGGGACUGCCGCGCGGAGUGCUGGACUCACUGCGUCGGGUCACUCCCAGCAGCGGACUGCUCUCUUUCGAGCGCUUCUGCGCCGGCCUCAAGUUGUGCCUGCUCCGCAAUCAGCAGCAGGCCGUGGAGGACUUAAAGAUGCGUCCUCGCUCCCAGGUGAAUCUGGCUCCGGAAAUGGACUACAGUUCGCCUGCUCCGCCGCCGAAGCCACCACGCCAGGUGCCCAAAUCUCCGGCCCUGGGAAAGGCCGACAUACGACAUGCCCUCCAAAACUGGCAGCUGAACAUGAUGGCUGAUGCGGGAAAGCCCAAGGUGCCGCAGUCGAGGGAACAGUUCGAGCACCGUGGCUCGGCGGAUGGCGGCUCCUCCUCCACCUCUGCCUCGGCCACCGACUGGAGCCUGGCUCUUCCCGCUGUGCCCAAGAAGACGAGCAGCAAGCGCCGGGAAUCGCGGAGGCACACUCUGCAGCAUGGCAUCGAUUACAACAUGCUGAAGCGACUGAAACAGCUGGAGGAGCAGCGGGAACUGCUCCUGUUUGGACUCGAUGGAGUGGAAAAGGCGCGCGACUGGUAUAUGCAGCAGGUGCUCAAUGUCCAGGAGCAGAUCAAGUACUUUGGCCGCUUGGGAACCAGAUUUGAUCAAUGGUCUGAACUGCAGCAGGAGCGGCUCAACUUCCAGCGGGCCCGCGUUCUGGAGGCCAAUCGCAGUCUCCAGAUUCUGGCCGACACCUGGGAGCACGGCGGCUACCCACUGCACAUCAAUCUGGCUCUGCCGACGCCCGCCGUUCCGAAGCCCAGGCAGAUGACCGAUCUUUUGAGUCGCGUGCGCGAGAAGACGCCUCUCCUCUCGGACCUGUACGAGCCACAGCACUCGCACUCGCAUCCGCAGUUCCUGCGUGCCAUGUCCAACUUUGUGCUCAGCCAGCCCUCGCCCGUCAGCCAAUCCUCCGCCGGACUGGGCGACGCCGAUGUGGUCUACUGA
Molecule: messenger RNA, 1298 nt
Organism: Drosophila subpulchrella
Lineage: Eukaryota; Metazoa; Arthropoda; Insecta; Diptera; Drosophilidae
Product: suppressor APC domain-containing protein 2
Exons: 3
Coding region: 96-1298 (400 amino acids)
Source: RefSeq, a predicted model, not a curated record